AUGGGUAUUCUCGACGGCCAAAUUCCGCUUGCACAAUUACGAUGUCAGGACGACGGCCUUCCUAGUGAUUCUUCUAUUGCGCAGAAACGUACCGAAGAAUCUGUAUUGGAACAUUAUGUACCUUAUGCACCCAACAAUGUCUAUCGUCAAUCACUCGAGAGUAUACGACUGGAAAGGGAAAAUCACGUACCAUAUCUGAAACGCGGUUUAAACAAUUUGAGCCGUUGGAUGGUUUCUUUGGAUGCGAGUAAACCUUGGUUGACGUAUUGGAUCUUACAUUCUCUGGAUCUCCUCGAAGCCGAAAUUACCCCGGAAAUUAUUGAAAGGUGCAUAUCAACACUUGCAAAAUGGCAGCAUCCAGAAGGCGGCUUCUCUGGUGGUCCGGAUCAAAUUGCACAUCUCGCAACAACUUAUGCAGCCGUCAAUUCAUUAGCGAUUCUCGGGACCAAAGAAGCAUAUGAUGUAAUUGACAGAGAAUCCCUGUACGAGUUUCUUAUGCGUAUGAAACAACCAGACGGAUCCUUUACAAUGCACACAGGCGGCGAAAUUGAUAUUCGAGGGUCUUAUUGUGCGCUCUCAGUAGCCACAUUGACGAAUUUACUGACACCCGAACUGACAAAGAACUGCUCUGAUUUUAUCUGCCGGGCACAAACGUAUGAGGGAGGCAUCGGACCCUACCCGGGAAAGGAAGCGCAUAAUGGAUAUACUUUCUGUGGAGUGGCUGCUAUGGAAAUUCUUGGACAUAUGGAAAAGUUCGAUAUGGAUAAACUAAUUAAAUGGUGUAGUGAACGACAAAUGGGAUUGGAGGGUGGAUUUCAAGGACGCACAAACAAAUUAGUGGAUGGCUGUUAUUCCUUCUGGGGCGCAGGUAGUUUUCCCCUAUUGCAUACUGAAAUGCUACGUCAAGGAAAAGCUCAAGGCUUCGAUUAUAUGUUUGACCGAGAGGCAUUACAAGAAUAUAUUCUUCUCUGCUGUCAGUCAAAAUAUGGAGGUCUUAUUGACAAACCGGGAAAAGGAGCAGACUACUAUCAUACGUGUUACUGUCUAUCCGGUUUAUCCACUGCUCAGCACCUCAUUACCCCCAAUCUUAAAAAGGCGCAAUUAAUUCGAGAUCGAGGUGCGAGCUCUUUGGCUGGAGGCAUUGCGUCGCUCAUGUGGACUUGUGCCAAUGAAUUUACGGCCAUGGGCGAAGUUGAUAACAUUUUGGCACCUACACAUCCUAUUCAUAACAUCGGAAUGGACAAGACUCGAUCCAUCAUUCAUUAUUUCUAUCGCGAGGAAAUCGAUCCGAUCAAAGAUAUUCUUCCUAAAGAUGAAGAACCUGCCCAUGAAGAAGAAGAAAAAGAAGAUCAUGAAGGUGGCAAAAAGAAGAAAUAA
Molecule: messenger RNA, 1377 nt
Organism: Zychaea mexicana
Lineage: Eukaryota; Fungi; Mucoromycota; Mucoromycetes; Mucorales; Lichtheimiaceae
Product: terpenoid cyclases/protein prenyltransferase alpha-alpha toroid
Exons: 12
Coding region: 1-1377 (458 amino acids)
Biological process (GO): protein farnesylation
Cellular component (GO): protein farnesyltransferase complex
Molecular function (GO): protein farnesyltransferase activity
Source: RefSeq, a predicted model, not a curated record